Oikopleura dioica is the source of this 2010-nucleotide messenger RNA. NCBI's taxonomy places the organism in Eukaryota, Metazoa, Chordata, Appendicularia, Copelata, Oikopleuridae. The record is from the annotation of a GenBank genome assembly.
AUGGCAUCCGCAUUCAAAAAAUACCAAAAGUCAAUGGCAAAACCUCAUCGCGAGCGUUCCCAGCCAGAAUUCCGCCAGAAACUUGGAUUUCUCGAGAAGAAGCAAGACUACAAAGCCCGGGCGACAAAUUUCAAGAACAAGCAGGCCAAGCUGCUUCAGUUGAGACAGAAAGCGGAAUUCAAGAAUCCAGAUGAGUUCUACUUUGGAAUGUGCAGCGCCAAACUGGUCGAAGGAGAACAUACAGCGCUCAAAGAAGGGCUCACAAAAGAGGAGAUCGCGCUGAUCGAAACAAAGGACUUGAAAUGGCUGGAGAAGCGCAUCGUCAUGGAGAGCCGUAAAAUCGAGCGAUUACGGAAAAGUGUGCACAUUUUUGAGACGAGCAAGCCAGUCAACCAGCACAUUAUUUUCCAAGACGAAGAUGAAGAGGGCAUCGAACUUGCCGAACAACUCGAAACCACGGAGGAGAUGCUGGGCAGGACACAUAAUCGACUUACCAAGAAACAACUAGAGGAUCUCCCGCAAUACAAAAAGGAAGACUACGAGCAAGUAAAAAUAGAACGGCUGAAGACCCAGCGAGAACUGCUCGACCGAAUGAAACGACUUGAAAAGCUCCAAAACGCCAAAAACGAGCUCAUGAGAAAAGAAGAAAGCCGCGAAAAGAAGCCAGAAAUUAAAAAUGCGAAGCUAGCGAAAAAGUACAAUUUUAAUGAGAGAGAAAAUUCUUUGAAAAUGUUUUCAAAAAAGAAGUCGAAGAAAAAAGACUCGGUCGUUUACAGCCAAGACGAGCAAAAACGGCUCUCCGAGCUCGCUCAAGCUCAUGGCCUCUCGCAUGCUCAAACGCCGUCUUCUUUCCGAAACAAGGUCUUUGGUCGAAAAGAAUCCAAAAAGUCCAAGAUCGAGAUCUCAACCCCUUUUGCCUUUCAACACGUUGCCCAGGCGGUCGCUGGACCAGAGGACCGCGCUUCUAUUCACAGUUCGGGAUCAAACCUAUCCCACGAUAAUUCCGUCGUUCAUACAAAUAAGCAUAAUGAAAGUACAUCUUCCCGAAGUUCAAUGGGCGAUCAGCAAGCUCAAUUUGUCAGACCUACCCGUUCCGCCUCGCAUGCGUCCAAUCAUGCUCAUUCUACUCCUUCCCACCUUCUUCCUCAACGCAAGGACUCCAUCGGCCACUACAGCAAUGUUCCUUCAUCAUACCAAAGACAGCCUGUUCCAGAUACGUGGUCGUUAGCCAGCGGCAUCCGGCCGGGCAACAGCAAUCAGAGCUGGAAACAAUCCAUUUCUUCACUUCAUUCAGCCCCAUUCCCGUCUGAACAACCCGAUCCAUAUCAACGCUGCUACGUUAAAGAGAAGGUUUAUCCGAAAGAGAUUCCCGUCCCGCCGCCAGACUCGACAAAACUCCUGGGCCCGAGGAGGAAGGUAGUUCUUACGCGCCGACCAGACACGGGGUUCGGCUUUUCUCUCCGAAGAAGUACGAUUUCCGAGCGAGAUCAGACCAGAAGAACUGUCCUCUUUGCCGAACCAGGAGCUAGCGGUUGUGGACUGCUUCCUGGCGAUAGGCUUUUAGAAAUCAACGGUGUCGAUGUUGAACACGCUCAGCAAGAAGAUGCUGUUGCAAAAAUUAAGGCAGCUGGGAAUAGCGUGACGCUUACCGUGCAGUCUAUACCGGAAUUGACGGAGCUGGCUGUACGUAAGCCGGAUGGAAUCGAAAAGUGUCAUUUACUGUCGGAGAAAAAUAUUGCUGAGCUGUCUUUUGCCGGCUCGCUGGUAGAACGAGGCAAACCUCUCCGCGUUGACGAUGAUUUGCCGGAUGAGCUGUGGGAAAAGGGCGAAAAAUUGUGGCUUAUUCAUCGAGCAGGCAUCGCGUCCUGCAGAAUUCUACCAAAAGAAGCGCCGUCCGGUCAUUUGAUGGACGGCAAAACUAAAGUCAGACUUGAGCAGGACGGGUCUGUUCUUAUUGUUGAUGAGGCAGCUACUGAGCCAGCAAAUCACCCUGACCAAGAAAGGAGAUGA